GGCUGUAAAAAGGGAAGGAUUUUUCUGUGCGGAGACGAAGCACGAGAGAUGCAAAGAUUAAUCGGCCAUUUUCCAUCAGCAUCAGCAGCGCAUCAUCAUUUCCACGAGCGAAAGUAUGAUUUUGAAUAGAUUUUGAAUUCGGUUUCCCACAAUUAUACAGACGUACCUAAGCGCAAGUGCAGUGUGUGAAAGCAGCAGGACUGAAAGUGCAAUUAAUUAAGAGAAACAAAUUACUAUACUUGCCAGAGCGGUUUACAGCACGGUACAAAAAUGAGUGCAGUUGAUGAAAGAACGAUUUAUGCAAAGCUUGAAGCGAUGAAAGAUAUCCGCUCAAAAACGCUCCAGCUGGAGAAGCUGAAGCUGAAAAUCAUUCGCGAGGUGGAGAAUGGCGAUGCGGAAGAGAAGUGUCUGUCCGAAUAUCGGCGGGAGCUGGAGCUGCUCAUGCAGGAAAAGAUGAGCCAUGUGGAGGAACUGCGUCAAAUUCAUGCCGACAUCAAUGCUAUGGAAACUGUUAUUAAGCAGGCCGAGGAAAAUCGUAUUCGUUCGAUUAAUAUGGCUAAUCGCAUACACGAAGAGUACGUCCCGCUGAAAACCGAGGUUGAUUCAAUGCGGCGUGAUUACUUGGGCCUGGAAAGACUGCCGGAACUGCACGAAGAGGAAGGAACUACCAUUUCUCCGGACCGCUUCCAGAACUACUACGCUACGAACAAACCAUUGUCGGCAGCAUCCGCCACAUUCACCCGGCCACCGUUAUCCGCCCAUCAUCCGUUGCCGCCCGAUGCACCCGCCACCUCGUUGCCACCUUCGGCACCGCCCGGAUUUCUUCCUCCACCACCGGUUGCCAUGCGUAUCAACAAACCGCCGGAACUUCCGACAAACCGGCUGCAACAGGCACCGUCCACGAUUGGCAUCGGUCAUCCGACAUUCAGGUCUGAUUUCAAUGUGAAUUUAAGCAGACAGCAGCCGCCUCCGAUGAAGUCGUGUCUUUCGUGUCAUCAGCAGAUUCAUCGCAAUGCACCGAUAUGCCCACUAUGCAAGGCCAAAAGCCGCUCGCGCAACCCCAAGAAACCGAAAAAGAAGGACCAUUAAUUGGUUUCAAAAGUACGCAAAGGCUUUGGACAAGAAAGUGCUAGCUACUUUCAUCUACAUCUUCCAUAACACGAUGGGUUAAUAUUUACUGCAAACGGUGUAGUUCAGUACAGUGUCGGCAUCAAGAUAGAAGGCCAUAGGUUUGUAAGCAUACUUUGCAUUUUUCGUAGAAUGGUAAGAAUGAUGUAAUUACAUACAAUUUUAUGUAGCGCAUUUGGAUAGUUUAGCGAUUUUGUGAACGUUGUGUCGCAUAAUCAAAAUCUCAACAAAAAAAAAUUAAAAGCAAGUCGUAGAAUUAAGUUUCAAAAGUAUCAUUAAA
Molecule: messenger RNA, 1408 nt
Organism: Anopheles moucheti
Lineage: Eukaryota; Metazoa; Arthropoda; Insecta; Diptera; Culicidae
Product: zinc finger C4H2 domain-containing protein
Exons: 5
Coding region: 271-1089 (272 amino acids)
Biological process (GO): positive regulation of neuron differentiation
Cellular component (GO): nucleus
Source: RefSeq, a predicted model, not a curated record